GCGCGUUUGUGCACUUGAGCUAACUGCGCAGUCCUGUGUUUUGGGGAACACUCUUGAGGGAAAGCGCCGUCUGGCUUCAUCUCCCUGGGUGAAGAUGUCCCGGCGAUGACGCCAGUGUAGGAGCUGUCCUGUUUCAUCACCUAAUGGAAGAUCCGAUCUCUGUGUGGAACUUCUAAACAUCUUUUAUUAGUGGAAACAUUAUUUUCUACAAAAUGAACUCAGCAUCUUAAUUUAAGCCAGCGUUCAUGUGAUUCUGAUUCACCUGCUGUGGUUCACGAAGCUUGAGAUCUAAGGAGUACAGGGUCUUUUGCUAUGACAAUAUGACUAAUAGUAAAGGAAGAUCUGUUACUAGUAAAACAAGUGGUGGUCCAAGUAGUGGAGGAGGUUUUGUAGACUGGACUUUAAGCUUAAAUACAGUUCAAUCCGAUACGUUUUUAAACUUAUUGUUGAGUAUGGUUCCAGUAAUUUACCAGAAAAACCAGGAAGACAGGCACAAAAAAGCAAACGGCAUUUGGCAAGAUGGAUUGUCAACUGCGGCACAGACUUUCAGUACUAGACCUGAGCAACACAUGGAGUAUCACAGUUUCCCGGAGCAGCCCUUCCACAGCAAUAGUGGGCACACACCCUCAAGCUGUAGCCAAAACUAUGACGACUAUGCCAACUACAAUUACUGUGAUGGACGGGAGACUUCAGAAACUACUGCCAUGUUACAAGCUGAAGAUAUGUCUAGUGAUGGGGAUGAAGACGUCAUUAUGGAAGCAAACCAAAGAUUGCCAAAGGAGUCCAGCGGUGUCAUGGCACUGCAAAUACUUGUGCCAUUUUUGCUAGCGGGUUUUGGAACAGUUUCUGCUGGCAUGGUUUUGGAUAUAGUCCAGCACUGGGAGGUGUUCAAAAAAGUAACAGAAGUUUUCAUUUUAGUUCCUGCACUACUGGGUCUCAAAGGGAACUUGGAAAUGACAUUGGCAUCUAGAUUAUCCACUGCAGUAAAUAUUGGGAAGAUGGAUUCACCCAUUGAAAAGUGGAAUCUAAUAAUUGGCAACUUGGCUUUAAAACAAGUUCAAGCAACAGUAGUUGGUUUUCUAGCAGCUGUGGCAGCAAUUAUAUUGGGCUGGAUCCCAGAGGGAAAAUACUACCUUGAUCAUUCCAUACUUUUGUGCUCCAGCAGUGUAGCAACUGCCUUCAUUGCAUCUCUUCUGCAGGGAAUAAUAAUGGUUGGGGUUAUUGUUGGUUCAAAGAAGACUGGUAUAAAUCCUGAUAAUGUUGCUACACCCAUUGCUGCUAGUUUUGGUGACCUUAUAACACUUGCCAUAUUAGCUUGGAUAAGUCAGGGUUUGUACUCCUGUCUUGAGACCUAUUACUACAUUUCUCCAUUAGUUGGUGUCUUUUUCUUGGCCUUAACUCCUAUCUGGAUUAUAGUAGCAGCCAAACAUCCAGCCACAAGGACAGUUCUCCACUCGGGCUGGGAGCCGGUCAUAACAGCCAUGGUUAUCAGUAGCAUUGGAGGCCUUAUUCUGGACACAACUGUAUCUGAUCCAAACUUGGUUGGGAUUGUUGUUUACACACCAGUUAUUAAUGGUAUCGGUGGUAAUUUGGUGGCCAUUCAGGCUAGCAGGGUUUCUACCUACCUCCAUUUACAUAGCGUUCCAGGAGAACUGCCUGAUGAACCCAAAGGUUGCUACUAUCCAUUUAGAACAUUUUUUGGUCCAGGAGUAAAUAAUAAGUCUGCUCAAGUUCUACUGCUUUUAGUGAUUCCCGGACAUUUAAUUUUCCUCUACACGAUUCAUUUGAUGAAAAGUGGUCACACUUCUCUAACUGUAAUCUUCGUAGUAGUAUACUUGUUUGCUGCUUUGUUACAGGUGUUCACCUUGCUGUGGAUUGCUGACUGGAUGGUCCAUCGCUUCUGGCGGAAAGGAAAGGACCCGGACAGCUUCUCCAUCCCCUAUCUGACGGCGCUGGGUGACCUGCUCGGGACAGCACUGCUAGCCUUAAGUUUUCAUUUUCUGUGGCUUAUUGGUGAUCGCGAUGGAGAUGUUGGAGACUAAUAAAUCCUACAAACUGCUCUCAAGUUACCAAGAAGGGAAACACAAGAUAACCACCCGUGGCUCUUUUUUCAAAAAUCUUAAAUUAGUAGCUUGACUUCUGUCAGGGUACACUUUAGUUGGCCCUGAUUCAAUUAAAUGGCCUUAAUGUUUUUAAAAGGACUUUGUGUUGAAACCAGAAUGAACAGUAUUUAUGCUGCUUUUCAUAGAGUAAAUGAUAAUUUCACAUAGACGUAGAUACAAGCUCAAGCUCUGAAAUUAAUUAAAUAGGAAAGAAUAUAGGAUGUUUACAAUGAAUAAUUUUAAAACCACAGACAUAGCAGAAAUGUACUUGCUUGUUUAACCUACAAUGCCACUGUAGAGGAGAGUUCCAGUUUAGCCUUUCUUGUCUCACAGGUGUGCGGUGCUGCCCCACAUACCAUGAAAUGAAAGGGGCGGCCCAACCAAGCUUUUAAUAGUUUUAACUACCCCCACCUCUCUUCUAGCUGGGGAAAAAUUUGCCAAUUACUUGCUCCUAACAUGACCUAAAUAUGUUCUGCUGAGCGUAAGAUAAAUUCACUUUUACCUGCUUCUGUGAAUUUCCCUGUGCCAAUGCUAAUUUAAUUUCACCUCUGUGAGCUCUUAGCAGGCUGCCCUUGAAACACAGAAUGACCUUGAAUGAUCUUUGAUGAAAGCAGUGGGUCAUUUCUGAUCAUUGAUUUGUUGGAAUAAUGUCGAUCUUUUUCAGAAGGCUUAACGGUCAAAAACAGAAGAUAACCCAAGAUGCAUUUGUUGAGAAAAAAAUGUGUGAAAAAUUGUGUAUGCAUGUGUGCGUGUGUGACAGAGACAGAUGCUUUUGACGGAGAGCUGAACUUGGCCUGUUGAUAGCAAAGAUAAUCAUAGUGCUAUUAGAAUAUUAGCAUUACAUAGUUAUUCUUAAACAUAUUUUUGAUAUACUUUUGUCAUUUGGUCCAAAAAUUUUGUUACUGCCCAGAAUUUAGUAUUUCUUACCUACAUUAUAGUUGUUUCUUUUCAUCAAAAACAACUGUACCAUUUAAUUAACAUAAAUUUUAGAAUGGGCAAGUGAUUCAUUUGCUCUUCUAAAGAAGUCUGUUGAGACCGUUAGGCUUACGUUUGGUGAGAGAAGCCGGUGGGUUCCCUCAGUGCUUGUCCACGCCUGUAUGUACCGUCUGUCUGCACGGGCUUCUCUCUACAGUCAUGUGCUAUGCUAUGUCUCAGAUAUUUUUCUAAAAUUCUGAUCUAUAUUCCAAAUACUUGACCAACAUCUUAUUCAAUAAGUAAGUGUUUUUAUAUAGUUCAGUUUUUAAAAAUUCACUGGAAUCUCUUAACACCAUUAGAUACUUAAUAAUUUAAUUGAUAAAGGAAGAAAAAUGCACAUUAACUUCGAUCAUCAUGGCUUAAGUUGUGAGUUUGUGUUGAUGUUAUAUAAAUAGUAGGUCAUUUAUACACAUAUUGGGGGAAGUGUUCCUAUUAAACUCUUUAAGGGGACUGUGGUUUAGAGUUAUAUAUUUUUGCUUAUUUUAAAACUUUAAUUAUUCUAUUCUCCUGCCUUAUAAUGAAGCUUCUAAGGCAGAGAGCUGAACGAAUUGUAGAAUUUCUCCUUUGGAGAGUUAUAAUGUCACAUAGUGAACAUUCUUGUAAAAGAGAGAAUGAUUAAGUUACACUGAUGAAUAUUUAUCUGCAAAGAUUUUUUUAUUUAAAAAUCCAUAAAUAAUUUAUUUUAUUGUAAAGCAUUUGUAAAUUACUUGUUUACAUUUGGGCUGUAUGAUUCAUAAGCAUUUAUAUUUCCUGGUGAUUUCUGUUUUGAUUUUUAACAUAAAAUAGUGCACAGCAGACCACUUUUUUUUUGUUUUUGCAAAUCACAUUUUCAAAGCAUUUAUCAACAACUUUAGUCCAGUGCAUUACAUAAUCUGAAACACAUAUAAAUACACUGCAUUACUUAGUACUCAGAACAGGAUGUGUGAAAUAGGUCAGGUAGAUAUUUUUUUCUCUGUAUUACAG
Pteronotus mesoamericanus is the source of this 4040-nucleotide messenger RNA. It is a transcript of the gene SLC41A2, whose product is annotated as solute carrier family 41 member 2. Gene Ontology annotation, molecular function: monoatomic cation transmembrane transporter activity. The coding region runs from base 321 to 2042 and encodes 573 amino acids. Gene Ontology annotation, cellular component: plasma membrane. Gene Ontology annotation, biological process: monoatomic cation transport. NCBI's taxonomy places the organism in Eukaryota, Metazoa, Chordata, Mammalia, Chiroptera, Mormoopidae. The record is from RefSeq and is a predicted model, not a curated record. The transcript has 11 exons.